Gossypium raimondii (Peruvian cotton) is the source of this 1512-nucleotide messenger RNA. Its product is annotated as UDP-galactose transporter 1. Lineage: Eukaryota; Viridiplantae; Streptophyta; Magnoliopsida; Malvales; Malvaceae. The transcript has 5 exons. Bases 280 to 1305 code for a protein of 341 amino acids. The record is from RefSeq and is a predicted model, not a curated record. Gene Ontology annotation, molecular function: antiporter activity. Gene Ontology annotation, cellular component: Golgi apparatus.
GUACCCUCAUUUCAAAAUCAUAAACGAAAUUUCCAUGGCAAUAUAUAACGUUUAAACUUCAAUCCAGGCAAAGAGAGAGAGAGAAUCACAUGUAAGAAGGCCUUUCUCCACCGUUACACCCUCUCUCUCAGUUUCUUUAGCUUUCUUUUUUAAACUCCCUCUAUUUAUAUAAACCUUUCAAUAAUCUAAGAGCAAAAUUUCUGUGCUGGGUUUCGAAUUUGGUGAUCUGGGUUUUUGUUCUUUCUGUGCUAGAGACAGAGAGAGGGGUGGGGGAGAGUGAUGGAAGAAGGGAGAUUUCUGCAGUGGGGUGUUUUCAGAUCUCUUCUUGCGAUUCUCCAAUGGUGGGGUUUUAAUGUUACUGUUAUAAUCAUGAACAAAUGGAUCUUUCAGAAAUUGGAUUUCAAGUUUCCUCUUUCAGUAUCAUGCGUUCACUUCAUAUGCUCCUCGAUCGGAGCAUAUCUGGUAAUCAAAGUGCUAAAGCUCAAACCUCUAAUAGCGGUUGAUCCUGAAGAUCGCUGGAAACGGAUAUUUCCUAUGUCUUUCGUGUUCUGUAUCAACAUAGUGUUGGGAAAUGUUAGCUUACGCUAUAUCCCGGUUUCUUUCAUGCAGACUAUCAAAUCAUUCACUCCUGCAACCACCGUUUUUCUGCAGUGUCUAGUUUGGAGAAAGUACUUUGACAGGCGAAUUUGGGCCUCUUUGGUUCCUAUUGUCGGAGGAAUUCUGCUAACAUCUGUUACAGAACUUAGUUUUAACAUGCUUGGGUUUUGUGCUGCCUUAUUUGGAUGUUUAGCUACUUCUACAAAGACUAUCCUUGCUGAAUCUCUACUGCACGGAUACAAGUUCGACAGCAUAAACACGGUUUACUACAUGGCACCUUUUGCAACCAUGAUCUUGGGAGUACCAGCACUGUUACUCGAAGGAAAUGGGGUAAUGGAUUGGUUUCAUGCUCACCCUGCCCCGUGGGCAGCCCUCAUCAUUAUUUUCAGCUCAGGAGUGCUGGCUUUCUGUCUUAACUUCUCCAUUUUUUAUGUGAUUCACUCAACUACUGCUGUCACGUUUAAUGUCGCCGGAAACCUCAAGGUAGCAGUUGCCGUGUUGAUUUCAUGGCUGAUAUUCCGGAACCCUAUCUCGGGUCUUAAUGCUGUUGGCUGUGGUAUCACACUGUUGGGAUGUACAUUUUACGGAUACGUGCGACAUAUGCUCUCUCAACAGACUCCAGGAACACCCCGGACACCUCGGACACCUAGGAAGAAGAUGGAACUACUUCCCCUUGUAAAUAAUGAAAAGUUAGAUGAUAAGGUUUGAUUAUGUAUGUUAUGACAUGGGGUUGUUGGGUUUUGGAGAAAGGGAUAAAAAAAAUUAUGGCAUAGUUUGCAGAGGAUGCUCUGAGUCACCAUGUGAGGAUUUACAUUAGAUUCUGAUUUCUAUAGUUGGAAAAUUUUUAACAUAGUUUUCAUCUCAAUGAACUGAAAAUAGUUUUCAUCUCAAUGAACUGAAAAUCAUUAAGUUUCA